AAAGAAAAAGCUCUGAUGUUUUUGUUUGUGACAUUUGCCAGAUACGAAUGAGAAAAAUUGAAUUCAGAAGUCUAAAAAAAACUAUUUUCUGACCGCUUUUUUCAUUACUUUAUCAUCACCAAUUAGCAGCUCAAAGUUCAUUAUCAUAAACCAUCGCCAUUUGUCAACUAGAAACCCAAAUCGAUCCGAAGUCAUAAACACUUAGAACUUAUCUCACAUUUACCUGUGUUCGCUCAUCAGCGACUGGCACCACUUUUCUGUUCUGUUGAACUAAAAUUUGAUUCCACUAAUUGUGAGAAGGAAACGAGCGCUUAGAUGGAGAGAUUUCGAAGAUGGAGACAACGUUCAUCGGUUUACAAACUUCUUCUCAUCUCAGUCCUGGGAGCAUUGCUUGUUUUCAGUCCGAAAACUCACAAACUUUUUAUGAAUUUGAAAGACAGUUUGUUGCUGCGAGCGCCGUUGAAUAUCGUAGAUUUAAGUUCAGAAGGAUCCAAUGUGAAAGCAAAACACAGGAGUGCAAUCAUCAGAAUUUUUGGAAACAGUCUCUAUCCAUUACAACAAAGAGAUCAAGGAUCCAAAAACUUGCAGUUUAUUUUGGAACAUGAAACUAUGCGAAGCUCCAGUGAAUACUUAUGGGUCAUUAAUAGAAUUGUGAAUCGAACUGAAUCAAGAGUGAUUUCUAAUCUUCUUCGAGAUCGGAAUAGGCUUCAUAUUGAGUUCAAUCUGCAAACACUCAAGGUGCUAAUAGAAAACGACCCGAAACUUGCGGUAAAAUAUGCAACAGACAUAAACAAUGCCAGAAACGAAGCCCUAAGACAUGCUGCGCACAAUCUGGACGUUGACUGGCUUGUUUUAUUGGAUGGAAAUGCUUUUCUUACAAAUGAGGCUUACGACUUGCUGCAUGAGUGUCUAGAAAACGCUGAAUUGAACCAACAGUACCUUUAUUUCAUACCGAUGUACAGACUGUCAUCUAAUCAAGAUUGGCUGACUCCUUUCACAGAAGUUGAUGACAUAACAAGUAGACUUUCUGGUCUGCAGGAGCCGUAUCUCGCCAUUCAUAGAUUGGCUCUUAACAAGUUCCAGGACCAGGGAGUUCAGAUCUUCAGUAGUGAGGUUGAGUACGGGAAAAGAAGCAAAAUAGCGUCUUUGGAAGUAUUCAACAAGUUUUACUAUAAUUAUGUGGGCUGCUUGGAUGCUUACCAUGAAAGUAGUGUCCGGAAAAUUACUAGCCCAGGAGAAGGGUUAUUUUUAGCCAAUAGAUGCUCUUACGCAAUCCGACUUUUGUACUGGCCCAGCGGGUUCAGCGAUUCGGCACGCUCUGAUUACAGUUUCCUCACCAAUUUGUUGGCUUACAAAGGCUAUAUCUUUGAUGGAAAUUCGGUUCCCGAAGAGAAUAACCUUGUUAGAACAUACCUUAGACACGACUCGAUAAGAGAGCUUGAACGAAAUAUAGCAGAAUUAGUUAAAACUAUACGCAAUUAAAACAUUAUGAUUUCUAAUAUCCUUGACAAGCUCCAUUCGUGAGCAGAUAUAAUAUGAUUUCUAAUAUCCUGACAAGCUCCAUUCGUGAGCAGAUAUAACUUUGCAGAUUUAAUUUGCUGUUUUACUGAAACGUUUUAAAAUAGUCAGACGUAAUGAAAAUAACAUGCAGGAAAAUUGAAAAUAAGCACUUUUGAUUUUUG
Symsagittifera roscoffensis is the source of this 1682-nucleotide messenger RNA. RefSeq lists its product as uncharacterized. The record is from RefSeq and is a predicted model, not a curated record. NCBI's taxonomy places the organism in Eukaryota, Metazoa, Xenacoelomorpha, Acoela, Convolutidae.